CCGACGCAGUGCUUUAGUGAUCAGUUAAUUUAAUUUGAGUUUUAUUUUGCAGAUCGGUUUAGACUGGGUUGAGGCAUGAGCUAAUUGUAUCCUGAUCUUUGCCUUAAGGGGUUUCAAAGCCCUGGAGCAAGUGUUCUCCGCAUUUUGUUCUGUCUACCUAAGCCAAGCUAUUGCAUUUCUCUCUGGUGUUGCGAGGGAAGCAGAUCGCGAGCGAAAUCACGGGAAAGGAAAGCAGAAAAAGACUUGAUGUUCGUCGUUGUUUCAGGAUAGCCGAUCCAGCAUGUCCAGACCCAUGGCAACACGGUCACCUGUAUCCCCGCUGAGUACCCAGGGCAUCCCCACUCCGGCACAGCUCACCAAGUCCAAUGCGCCCGUCCACAUUGAUGUGGGUGGCCACAUGUACACCAGCAGCCUGGCCACGCUAACAAAGUACCCCGAGUCCAGAAUUGGCCGUCUCUUUGAUGGCACGGAGCCCAUUGUCCUGGACAGCCUCAAACAGCACUACUUCAUCGACAGGGAUGGACACAUGUUCCGGUACAUUCUCAACUUCCUCAGGACUUCCAAACUCCUCAUUCCCGACGACUUCAAAGACUACAGCCUGCUGUACGAGGAGGCGCGGUACUUUCAGCUGCAGCCGCUGCUGGCGGAGCUGGAGCGCUGGCGGCAGGAGAGGGAGCAGGGCCGCGUGUCGCGACCCUGCGAGUGUCUGGUGGUACGCGUGGCACCCGACCUGGGCGAGAGGAUCACCCUCAGCGGGGACAAGGCGCUCAUCGAGGACGUCUUCCCCGAGAUCGGCGACGUCAUGUGCAACUCGGUCAACGCCGGCUGGAACCACGACUCCACACACGUCAUCCGCUUCCCGCUCAACGGCUACUGCCACCUCAACUCCGUCCAGGUCCUGGAGCGCCUCCAGCAGCGCGGGUUCGAGAUCGCGGGCUCCUGCGGCGGGGGGGUGGACUCCUCCCAGUUCAGCGAGUACGUCCUGAGGAGGGAGGUGAGGAGGAGCCAGCGCUGUCCUUCGGUCAUCAGGAUAAAACAGGAGCAGCUGGACUAGGGGGCGGGGUCAUUGGCUUCCCCCACCCAACUCCACCCCCCACCCCCCUCGCUCCACAGAGCGGCGGACUUUCUCUGA
Megalops cyprinoides (Indo-Pacific tarpon) is the source of this 1132-nucleotide messenger RNA. RefSeq names its product BTB/POZ domain-containing protein KCTD1-like. The transcript has 5 exons. Gene Ontology annotation, molecular function: transcription corepressor activity; transcription factor binding. Lineage: Eukaryota; Metazoa; Chordata; Actinopteri; Elopiformes; Megalopidae. Gene Ontology annotation, cellular component: nucleus. The coding region runs from base 281 to 1054 and encodes 257 amino acids. Gene Ontology annotation, biological process: protein homooligomerization; negative regulation of DNA-templated transcription. The record is from RefSeq and is a predicted model, not a curated record.